AUGUUGAGCGGUCGGCCAUCUGCUGAUGUUGCAGCCAAAGCCACGUCAUAUUUUGUAUGGUUUGUGAGUUAGGUGUGUGAAGUAUUUCUCGACUUUCUUAGAUAAAUUACCACUCAAAAACCGAAAAUAUGAACAUAUUUCGACUGUUAGGUGACUUAUCGCAUCUUCUUGCGAUUAUCAUUCUUCUUCUCAAAAUAUGGAAAACGCGGAGCUGUGCCGGUAUCAGUGGCAAAUCGCAAAUUUUAUUUGCAAUUGUAUAUACAACACGUUAUCUAGAUUUGAUAACAACAUACAUUUCAGCGUAUAAUACGUUUAUGAAAGUUAUUUUUAUUGCAACAUCAUUUGCUAUUGUUUUCUUAAUGUAUGUGAAAUUUAAAGCUACAUAUGACCAUAAUCAUGAUACAUUUAGAAUCGAAUUUUUAAUUCUUCCCACUUUGGCGUUGGCAUUAUUAAUCAACCAUGAAUUUACAGUGGUGGAAGUUCUAUGGACAUUCAGCAUUUAUUUGGAAUCUGUAGCAAUAUUGCCACAAUUAUUUUUGGUAUCAAAGACAGGUGAAGCAGAAAGUAUCACGAGUCAUUAUCUUUUUGCUUUGGGAUCAUACAGAGGCUUGUAUCUGUUAAACUGGGUCUAUCGUUACUAUGCAGAACAUCACUAUGACUUAAUUGCAAUUGUUGCUGGUUUAGUACAAACUGUUCUUUAUUGUGAUUUCUUUUAUCUUUAUAUUACCAAAGUACUCAAAGGCAAGAAGUUACAACUACCAGCUUAGCCGGUUAUAAGUAUUAGCUUUUGUAAACUGUAUUGCUCGUUUGAGUAAUAUUACUAUUGAUUGAGUUCUAUAAAUUUUGGCAAUAUUUAAAGAAAAUUGAGGAAUGCUUGUGUACAAAGUAUACAUUUUACUAAGCAUAUAGCAUUCCAAUUUCUUAAACUUUCAACAUCAUUAAACACUCAUGUAUAAUUUUUCCAUCUUAAAUCCAUCUAUAUACAUUUAUUUUUCAGAAUGUUUUCAUCCUUUUUUUUGUCGGUAUAUUAGAUUUUUCGGUAACUUUAUUAUGAUAAAGUAGCUGCCCAUUUUAUAAUUUAAUGAGUGAUAUGUUAAAUAUAAAACAAUUGGAAAUGAAGGUCAUCAAAUUUAUUGUUUCCAAAAUCUGUUAUAUUUCUUAGAAAUUAGGAUGUAAUCGUAUUGAUAACGUAUUUUAAAUGUUUGAUACAAUUUUAUUCAAAUGAAAUUAAACCAUAUCAAUUGGUUAACAUCGCAUACUUAUAUGGUUUACUAAAUCGGUUAUAUGAACUGAUUCGCUAAGAGUUGUCGAUCUGUCCAUUACAUAUAUAAUGCCAUUUUCAAGACUAGUCUCAUCAACUAAAACUAUAAAAGGAACCAAGCACGUAUCUAUAAUUUGUUCGGAAGUGGUUAAUAUAGUAUUCAUGCCCUUUGUUUUUAGCAUAUUAUUUAAAUAAAGUACAAAGCGAUUUAAAUCAUUAUUUUGAACGUUCGCGUCGUUACUUGGUCUUUUUAUACGAAAUGCAAUUUUAUGUGGUGCUAGUUUGGAAUGAAUAUGCAUCUUAGUUUUUUUACUUAUAUCAUAAGUAUCGCAAAGUAGUGCUAGACAACCCCAGUCUAAAGAUACCGAAUGUUCAAUCAUUUGUUGUUCAGAAACUUGUUUAUUAUCAAUCUGAAAACAAAAUAUUCCAUAUAAAUAAUUUUUAUUCUUAAAGUUAUAGAAAUUAAAAUAUUAAGAAAAGCACCUGAGGGAAUAGUUUUUGAAUGUCCAUAUAGUGAGUUAUCCUUUCCACAGUAAUAUUGCCAAAUGGAAAUUGUGCUUCAAUAUUUAUUAGGUCAUGAUUUUUUGCUUUUUUCACUUCUGUAAGUACGAAUCGAGAAGGAUAUUGAGCUAAUCUGCGCCACCAAAUUUUACGUUGCUUUUGUACCGUAUGAAAUAAAUCUUUGGUUUCUGUAUCGUUGUUAAAAAUAGCUAUUUCAGCGAUUUUGUGUAAGUUUAA
This is a messenger RNA of Osmia lignaria (orchard mason bee), 1999 nucleotides long. RefSeq names its product ER lumen protein-retaining receptor (gene KdelR). NCBI's taxonomy places the organism in Eukaryota, Metazoa, Arthropoda, Insecta, Hymenoptera, Megachilidae. The record is from RefSeq and is a predicted model, not a curated record. Gene Ontology annotation, molecular function: ER lumen protein retrieval receptor activity. Gene Ontology annotation, biological process: protein retention in ER lumen. Gene Ontology annotation, cellular component: membrane.